AUAAAACAUCAUUUCCGUUGGUGAUGUCAACGGAAAACGUUGCAAACGGGAAGAGCCGUAGGUUGACAGCAGGACGGAUAUCAUUAACUAUCUACGCCUAUGUGUACAUUACAAACAACCAAAUAAUCAAAUUUCAACAUCAAAAGGCACGACCACACUCUGGCAAACAUGUCAUAUGGCAAAGCAGAGAGAAGCCUUGUCUCACAGGACUUCAACAGUCUUAUACAGACAUGCAGCUCCAACAUCCAAAAGAUCACACAAAACACUGCUCAGAUCAAGACUGUGGUGAACAAGCUGGGGACCAGACAGGAUACCAGUGAACUUCAGGACCAUCUGCAGCAGAUACAACACUACACCAAUCAACUGGCAAAAGAAACCAACAAACACCUAAAGGAGUUGGGGUCAAUCCCUUUGCCCUUAUCACCCUCAGAGCAAAGGCAGCAAAAGAUCCAGAGGGACCGACUCAUGAAUGAUUUCUCGGCAGCUCUAAACAACUUCCAAGCAAUCCAGCGACGUGCAGCAGAGAAGGAGAAAGAGUCAGUAGCCAGAGCAAGAGCUGGAUCCCGCUUAUCAACUGAAGACAGUUCUCGAGAUGAAAAGCUUGUAUCUUUUGAUAACCAAGAGGACUGGGGUCAGAUGACCACCCAGACUGAGGAAGUAGCCUUCACAGAGGAAGACCUGGAGCUCAUCAAGGAGAGAGAGACCAACAUCAGGCAGUUGGAGUCUGACAUCUUGGAUGUAAACCAGAUCUUUAAGGACCUGGCAGUGAUGAUUCACGACCAGGGAGAAAUGAUAGAUAGCAUUGAGGCAAAUGUGGAAAAUGCUGAAGUUCAUGUAGAACGAGGAACAGAGCAGCUCCAGAGAGCUGCCUACUACCAGCAAAAGUCCAGAAAGAAGAUGUGUAUCCUUGCUAUGGUUUGUUCCAUUGUACUCAUAAUACUUGCCAUCAUUAUCUGGCAAGCUACAAAGUAAUCUGAUUUCACACAACCAAUGUUUCAUUACUAUAUCUAACUCUGGCCCCACUUUCUUGCAAGUACCUGCUUAGAAUCACAAAGAGUGAGGAAAGACUGAUGACUGGACAGUGGAAUAAAUCUAAAGAGAGAGCUGAUCAGUGUGGAAAACAUCCAAACUGAUCAGGUCCAUUGUUUUGUUAAAUAGCUGUAAAGCAUCCUAUAAUUGAGGAGACAGUUUCCCUCAUUCAUUUUUCUUAAUGACUGCACUAACAAUAGUUGUCACUGUAUUUCAAAUGUAAACUAAAAUUGAUUAUACACGACCUGUUUGUGUGUUUUGUUUAUUUGAUUUUGUUUUGUUUUUACAUUUAUUAUUAUGACUUCUUGUCUUCACAAAAACAGCAUUCUGUUGAUGACAGCCAUUGUUGGGCUAUACAUUUUGUAAAAUAAAAAGUAAACCAGAUACAAAUAUAAAUCGAUGUCAAUAUGUAAAUACUCUGUUAUAAACAUCAAUGAUUAUAAAUAAUGACAGUAUCUCCAAACUGAAAUGUGCUUCAAAAAAGUGUUUUAGGGUGAUUUCUAUGACUCAUGACAGUAUGGGAAAUAAAAGUGUUAAACUCUU
Molecule: messenger RNA, 1572 nt
Organism: Mugil cephalus (flathead mullet)
Lineage: Eukaryota; Metazoa; Chordata; Actinopteri; Mugiliformes; Mugilidae
Product: syntaxin-12-like
Exons: 10
Coding region: 169-972 (267 amino acids)
Biological process (GO): intracellular protein transport; vesicle fusion; vesicle-mediated transport
Cellular component (GO): SNARE complex; synaptic vesicle membrane; endomembrane system
Molecular function (GO): SNAP receptor activity; SNARE binding
Source: RefSeq, a predicted model, not a curated record